AUGGGUAAUAUAUUUCGAUCAUGCUUCGGCAAAAAGGACGUCGAUAAGAGUCCCCCUCCACGCCCAGUCGCACCUCCAAUGUCGUCCACCCAACCACCAAAGCCGACAUCACCACUUGCGAAUGAGGUCAAGACCCCUCCAGUCAAGCCUCCUCCCCAGCCAGCAACCACAGAAACGCCGAAGCCCAAGCCGAAACCCAAGCCCGCCCCGACGACCACGAGGGGAUACGGCGGCUCUGGAGGGUAUAGUGGCUCUCCUCACACUGGAAGCUACAACAACACUUCCACUGUUGCUCAGAACUGGGCUUCACUAGGUGACACCAGCUAUAGUGGAGGCCACGGAGGUAGCAGUGGCUAUAGCGGAGGUGGUUACAGUGGGCCGCUCAACGGCAUAGGCUAG
This is a messenger RNA of Aspergillus terreus NIH2624, 399 nucleotides long. RefSeq lists its product as uncharacterized. The transcript is spliced from 2 exons. Lineage: Eukaryota; Fungi; Ascomycota; Eurotiomycetes; Eurotiales; Aspergillaceae. The record is from RefSeq and is a predicted model, not a curated record. The coding region runs from base 1 to 399 and encodes 132 amino acids.